Molecule: messenger RNA, 1995 nt
Organism: Aspergillus aculeatus ATCC 16872
Lineage: Eukaryota; Fungi; Ascomycota; Eurotiomycetes; Eurotiales; Aspergillaceae
Product: S53 family peptidase
Exons: 7
Coding region: 1-1995 (664 amino acids)
Biological process (GO): proteolysis
Molecular function (GO): serine-type endopeptidase activity; tripeptidyl-peptidase activity
Source: RefSeq, a predicted model, not a curated record
AUGCUUGUUCGCCAGCUUACGGUGGCUCUGGCCCUUGCGGCUCUGGCCAAUGCUCUUCCCGCAACAGUCAAGCAUGUCCUACAUGAAAAGCGCGACCGACACUCUUCGGACUGGGUGAAGAGGGCCCGCGUCGACAGCCAUGCUGUCCUGCCUAUGCGCAUUGGGCUGGCCCAGAGCAAUCUGGAGAAGGGGUACGAUUACCUCAUGGAAGUCUCCCAUCCGGAUUCUGCUCGUUAUGGGCAGUACUGGACAGCGGAUCAGGUUCAUGACAUAUUCAGUCCCUCCGAAGAAGCCGUCGAGGCAGUGAGAGAAUGGCUUGCCUCUGCUGGCAUUGAUCUUUCUCGAGUUGUGCACUCCGACAACAAGGGCUGGCUUGCCUUUGAUGCUUACGCACACGAAGCCGAGAACCUCUUGAAGACUAAAUUCCAUGAGCACGAGAGCGCCAGCAGUGCGAGUAUCAGAGUCGGAUGUGACAGUUACCAUGUCCCCGAACACAUCCAGCACCACAUCGAUUACAUCACGCCCGGUGUCAAGCUCACUCCAGUGGUCAAGAAAAGCAAGAAGGUCAAGCGCGCGUCGCAGCUCGGUCAUGCUUCUAACGUGAAGGCUGUCACUGGCGAUGAAAUCAUCUCCAGCAAAGCCAAGCUGCUGCCGACUGAGCUGCAAGGCUGCGGAUCCAACAUGACCCCCACGUGCAUCAAGGCCUUGUACCAGAUCCCCGAUGCGACGAAAGCGACAAAGGGCAACACUCUGGGGCUGUAUGAGCAGGGCGACUACUUUGCCAAGGCCGACCUCGAUCUCUUCUACAAAGCCUAUGCUCCUUGGGUUCCUCAGGGCACGUAUCCUAUCCCAGCGCUCAUCGACGGAGCCAACUACUCUGUGCCGACUGACAGCUCCUUGAACACCGGUGAAUCCAACAUUGACAUUGACAUGGCCUACGCCUUGAUCUACCCACAGCAGGUCACCCUGUAUCAAGUCGACGACCAGUACUACGAGCCGCGUGAAGUCGCGACUACCAACCUGUUCAACACGUUCUUGGAUGCUUUAGAUGGCUCCUACUGCACCUAUAGUGCAUACGGGGAGAAAGGCAAUGACCCUGACAUUGACCCCGUCUAUCCUGACCCCAACGCUGGCGGAUACAAAGGCAAGCUGCAGUGCGGCGUCUACAAGCCCACGAACGUCAUCUCGGCAUCCUACGGCCAAGCCGAGAAAGACCUCCCGGUCGCAUACACCAAGCGCCAAUGCAACGAGUUCCUGAAACUCGGCCUGCAAGGGCACUCGAUCCUCUUCGCCUCCGGCGACUACGGGGUGGCCUCCUUCGCCGGGGACGGCGGCAACGCGAACGGGUGCCUGGGCCCGGAGGCGAAGAUCUUCAACCCACAGUACCCGUCCAACUGCCCGUACGUGACCUCGGUGGGCGGCACGAUGCUCUACGCGGACCAGACCUACGAGGACGCGGAGAGCGUGAUGCACGCGAACCUGGGCGGCACGGCCAGCAACUUCAGCUCCUCGGGCGGCUUCUCCAACUACUUCCCGCAGCCCGAGUACCAGAAGAAGGCGGUCGCGACGUACUUCAAGCGCGCCAACCUGACCUACCCGUACUACUCGGAGCUGGAGGUCGACCUCAACACGACCAAGGGCCUGUACAACCGCAUCGGGCGCGCGUACCCCGACGUCGCGGCCAACGGCGCCAACUUCCGCGCCUACAUGGGCGAGGAGCUGUACCAUUUCUACGGAGCGAGCUUGGCGUCGCCACUUUUCGCCUCCGUGCUGACGCUGAUCAACGAGGAGCGUCUCGCGGUCGGAAAGGGUCCCGUGGGCUUCAUCAACCCCGUUCUCUAUGAGCACCCGGAAGCCCUGAAUGAUAUCACCAACGGCACCAACGCCGGAUGCGGUACCUACGGCUUUAGCGCUAUCCCCGGAUGGGACCCCACUACUGGGUUGGGCACACCCAACUACCCCAAGCUGAAGAAGCUGUUCUUGUCUCUCCCGUAG